GAGGCAUCAGUGGAUUGAGAGAACCGAAGACACGUUGUUCACACAAGCCGCGAUGGAGGAGCAGCGGGACGUGAACAGCUCGGACAGCAGCGAGGCGGAGAGCGUCUCCCCACCUCCCAGCCUGCCCUCGCCGCCUAUGCUGCCGCUGCAGGCCGCCCAGCAGGCCCACAGAACCACCAACUUUUUCAUCGACAACAUUUUGCGGCCCGACUUCGGCUGCAAGAAGGAGCUCGGCCUGGGCCCUCGGGACCGGGCGCAGACCUCAGGCCGGGACCGCGUCCACCCCGCAGUCAGCAGGCCGAGCCUCCCCGGGACGCCGUGCCACGACUCCAACUGCAGCAGCGACAGCACGUCGUCGUCCGCCUCCGGCGCCUCUUUGGCGAGUCCCAAGAAGAGUCGCGGCGGCGGGGGGAGCGCGGCCGCCUCCACGGAGGGCAGCGGCGUGAAAGCUGAAGAGAGGACCGGCGGCGGCGGGGCCGCGGAGAACACGUCCCCCUCUCUGGUGGUGCUGAACGGGACCGGAGCGUCCACACCGGAGAGCCAGCCCUUGCUGUGGCCGGCCUGGGUCUACUGCACCCGGUACUCGGACAGGCCCUCAUCUGGCCCAAGGACACGGAAACUGAAAAAGUCGAAAAGCGGCAAAGAGGACAAGCGGCCACGCACGGCCUUCACCGCGGAGCAGCUGCAGCGGCUGAAGACCGAGUUCACGGUGAACCGCUACAUCACGGAGCAGCGGCGGCAGGCCCUGGCCCAGGAGCUCAGCCUCAACGAGUCCCAGAUCAAGAUCUGGUUCCAGAACAAAAGGGCCAAGAUCAAGAAGGCCAGCGGCUUCAAGAACGGGCUCGCGCUGCAGCUGAUGGCGCAGGGACUGUACAACCACUCCACCACCACCAUCCACCAGGAGGACAAGGAGGAGGAG
Molecule: messenger RNA, 919 nt
Organism: Pseudoliparis swirei
Lineage: Eukaryota; Metazoa; Chordata; Actinopteri; Perciformes; Liparidae
Product: homeobox protein engrailed-1-like
Exons: 2
Biological process (GO): regulation of transcription by RNA polymerase II; neuron differentiation; multicellular organism development
Cellular component (GO): nucleus
Molecular function (GO): RNA polymerase II cis-regulatory region sequence-specific DNA binding; DNA-binding transcription factor activity, RNA polymerase II-specific
Source: RefSeq, a predicted model, not a curated record